Molecule: messenger RNA, 3903 nt
Organism: Vollenhovia emeryi
Lineage: Eukaryota; Metazoa; Arthropoda; Insecta; Hymenoptera; Formicidae
Product: flocculation protein FLO11
Exons: 8
Coding region: 673-3336 (887 amino acids)
Molecular function (GO): zinc ion binding; nucleic acid binding
Source: RefSeq, a predicted model, not a curated record
GAGGGAGAGAGAGAGAACGCGAGAGGGGUUCGUCGUCGUCUUCGCCGUAUACUCGCGCCACGCACGGAUAGCGCGCGGCUCCGCGAUCGCCCUCGUCUUCGUCGCCUUGGCCGCCAGCUCCGUUACGGAGCGUCGUCCCGUCGUCUGUCCCACGGUGGUGUGUCCCGACAUCCUCCGCGCGCCCGCCACGGCGAACGUAGUGAGGUCCGACGGCGUGUUACGGGCUGUCGUACCACCACGGCCGUCGCUGCCGCCACUGUACAUCAUCCCGUGCGCCCGCGGUGUACCCGUCGUUUAUCAUUGGAUUGUGACGGAUACCAUUGUGCGGCUGUGAAACCGUUCUCGUACGCGAGGGAUCCGAUUGUCAACCCGAUCCAUCGUUCGCGGUGCCCUCGUAGAGCAGAAACGCGAGAGCGAGAGCGAGAGAGAGAGAGAGAGAGAGAGAGAGGGAGAGAAAGAGAGAGAGAGAGAGGGAGAGGGAGGGAGGGAGAGAGAGAGAGAGAUAUAGAAGGAGCGCUCGAGCCGGAGAGGGAAAAGGAGAAGGAGAAACGGACAGAUAGAGGGAGAGCGAGAAGAAGAGACAGAGAGAGAUAGAGAGAGGCCGCCCGCUGGUUGUCCGCUCCGUUGCUCCACACUUUCCUCCCACCCAAGUGGUAUCAAUGUUGUCUGGCAAUGGUGUGUAAGGAGAACGUGGUAUCAUGGUUUCGGAGUCUGUCCAGUUAUAAACGUAUCGAUGUAAUGUGCACAUUGCUGAACAUGUGCUUGCCGUUUGAGGUACGAUACCUCGGCACGUGCGUCGAGGAUAUCGGCAAGCGGGACUACAAUGACCUACGUGACACGGAACACCAUGCAAACAGCCCCUCGGAUCUGGCCGAGUUGGCGACCUCCAGCGUGACAGAUAAGCGCACGCGAAGAAAACUGGCUCUCUACCUGGCGCUGUUGCACUCGUGCAAUUACGCCUGCGCGGUGAUCCUGUACAAGAAUCUGUCGAAUCUCGAACAUCAGGAGAUCACCAGUCUGCUAAACGGGACCAUCGUUAAACCGGACAACCAACCCUUGGAAGAGUUGCUACUGCUGUAUACGAUGGCACUGAAUCAUCCGGCCUUCACAUACGAGCAGAAGAGCGUGUUCGGCAACAUAUUCAUCAAGCUCCAGGAGGAGGAGGCUCGUCUUAAUCCUUCAAAGAUAAACUCUUCCUACAAACCGACACACGGUUGCACACCGUGCAUGAGUACAAACGAGAGAUUAAUGGAGCCCGAGAUACCGAGUAGCUGCUUAAUGCCGCCGCCACCAAUGCAGUCUUACGGAGACAUGGGAAUGAGGAAUAACGCCAUGGUCACUGGAGUGCCACCUGGUCUCACGAUACCUCCACCCGGACUAUGUUUGCCUGGUCCAGAGCAAAUGCCUAUGGGAUCCGGCGGUACUACGCAAUACCUUCACCUCGGUUUCCCAUCCAUGAACCACAUGCCGCCGUGGAGUGGCCAGGUUAUGAUGGGAAACCAGCUGAUGUACACUAGCGACGUGUUGGCUUAUCCCCCUUCUCCCUUAGUCAGCCGCCAGUCCUCGCCAUCCCAGUCACGAUCUCCUAGUCGCAGUAACUCGCCGAUGGGCCGCGGCAGGACUAAUGUUAACUCGCGCGCCUCGUCCACGCAAUCUACUCAAUCCACCUCGACCAGUCUGGCGUCGUCAGGCAGCCAGACGAGCAGCUCCGUUUCGAACAUUAACAGUAACAGCAAUAACUCCCUACCGCCCCUACCGACGCCCGGCAGCGCAAGCAGAAGUCUUCCUAGUCAAUCGCCGUUACUCCCGUCAUCGCGGCCCGUUCCUCCCCCCAACGCGAGCUCCUCGGGCUUCUCCCGACAUAACGUCGACAAUACUCCGUCGUCUACACUGAUCUCGGCGGCCCAGUCGAAACAACCUCCGCCACCGCCACGGCUCAGGUCGUCCAACUCGGGCGAUUCCCUUCGGGAGACCGUGGGUAAGGAGAUGCCGAACUUUAAAGGCAAUCUGCAGAACUUUUCUCGCGACGAGAUCAGAAGAAUGAGUGACGAAGAUUUAAGGGACAUCGGCUUGACACCGAACGCGGUAGGACAGUUGAGGAGUAUAGUCAAGAGUCAAACCAGCAAUGGCUUGAACCAGGUUUCAACGGAUAAGAAGCCGGAUAAUGUAAGCAGUGCCUCACAUUCGCUCGCCGAACCGGUCGAAAAUGAGGCAUCCGGUAUGGAAGUUUUGGGUGAUUCAAGCGGUAGUACAAGCGGGAAAUCGAUGCCAUUACAGGAACAGCAUCCGGCAAUGCAUUAUCAUAAUCAUAUGACUGCUCCCAAUGUUCGGCGUUAUCCUGGCAUGCCGUCGAUAGAUCCCGCGCAAAUACAAAUGUAUCCUGCACCACCGCAAAUGUAUACAGCUCCAAACUCACCAUGUUACACUUGUCUCACUACUGUACCAGUAGCUGGAAUGCAUAAUCGAUAUUCAAGAUGUAACGCUCAGCACCUGUAUUGCCUUGGACAACUGCAAGCGCUGCGACUCGACUCUGAGAGCAGCCGGCACUGUUCUCAAAGCAGUAGUUCUGAUAGCACCGGCAGUAGAUCUCCUCCCGAGACGCCACCGGCUGCACCAUGGGUUAGUAGCAGCGGCGGCGGCGGCGGCGGCGACAGCAAUGUCACCGAUCACAUGAGUUCCGCGCCGGUGCACUCCACGGCGACGGCGCCGCCGCACGUCGUGUCAGCACCCCAGCAGUCGCCAAUGCAAUCGUCAGUGCCACCGGAGAGCAGGCAACUUACCAGGAAGAAUUCGCAGACGCGCAUGAUGCGACAGAAGAGCCAGGGAAUACUGAACGGGGCCGGCAACGGGAACGGUGGACCGCCGAGUCUGUCGCACUGCGUCUCUUUCCCGGCGCCGCCGACACACUCGCAGCUCACGUACCUGCCGCACGGCCACUUCCCAGCUGCGCUACGGCCCAGUAGCGGUAUCUACUCCAACUUCUUGCACGGGCCGUCCGCGCGACCAGCCUACCAGCCAGCGUACCAACCGAACGGCGACAUUAUGUAUCCGUAUACGGGUCAUCCCGCGUCCGGUAGCACUCCGCCGCCGCCGCCGCCGCCGAACGCGGCUGCCGCGGCGCCAGUACAGGCGUACAUGCCACCUACGUCAGUGGUAACGUACGCGGCGGCGGUGAUACCGCAGACAAAGAUCUCCUGUUAUAACUGCGGCAGUAACAGUCACCUCGCGGUAGACUGCAAGGACCAGACAAUGGAGGACAUUACAAAGAAAGCCCAAUACCGACUGGAUUACACGAUAAUGAAGCAGCCGGGGGAGUGCCCGAGUUCCGACAAGUGAUCCCCUGCCAUGGACCACUCUGCUACCACUCGUCACAAUUCUCACCGCCACUAUAACCGCAACUAUUGUCAUCAUCGUCAUCACCAAUAUCACCAUCGCUAUCAUUUUCAUCAUCUUCACCGUUACCAUCACCAUCACCACCACCAGCACAUCGUCUGCCAUUGUGAUCACCAAUACACCAAUGCGAAUCGAUCUAAGGACAAGACAUUGCAAAUUGACAACCUCCGCUGUUCCUCCUUUCACCUUUCGGUAAUUUUUCUAAAUACCCUAUUCUGCAGUCACGACGAUGAUGACGAUGCUAAUGCGAAUACUGAUGCUGACGAUGCUGACGGUGACGAAAACGAUGACGUAGACGCCAAGUACGACAAGUACGACAGCGACGAAACUUUUCUAACUGAGGACACUUCGCGGUUUAUGGUACGGGGUACACCUUUUGCAAGUUCUUAUGUAUGAUAGUGAUUGAAAAGUGAUCUAACUAAAUGUAAAAUAUUAUGUAGUAGUAUUGUACAGAGAAAGAGCAAAAGCGAGACGAGAAAUAAUUGAAAGGCCGCGUUAUACGGAACACAA